Molecule: messenger RNA, 2904 nt
Organism: Eucalyptus grandis
Lineage: Eukaryota; Viridiplantae; Streptophyta; Magnoliopsida; Myrtales; Myrtaceae
Product: disease resistance protein RPV1-like
Exons: 3
Coding region: 35-2542 (835 amino acids)
Biological process (GO): defense response
Molecular function (GO): protein binding; ADP binding
Source: RefSeq, a predicted model, not a curated record
UUUGGUGGGAAUUAAGGAUCGAACGGAUGAGAUUAUGAAGCAAUUAGAUCUAGAAGCUUUUGAUGUAAGGUUUAUCGUGAUUCAUGGUAUGGGUGGCAUCGGAAAGACGACACUGGCUAAGACUGUCUUCAGACAAAUCUCCUCUCAAUUUCAGAGAUAUUGCUGCUUUCUUAAGGAUGUUCAGACUCAUGAUAUAAUAAACUUACAAAAGAAAUUGUUGUCCGACAUUCUCCAUUUGAGUUGCAUAGACCUAUGCUUCAUUGAUGAAGGGGUUGACAUGAUCAAGACGAGAUUUCAUGACAAGAAAGUUCUCAUUAUUCUUGAUGACAUUGACAGUCGAGACCAAAUCAUGAGACUUGCCGGCGAGCCCAACUGGUUUGGUGGGGGCAGUAGAAUCAUCAUAACAACUAGGAAUAUUGAAUUCCUUGUAAACGAAGGUGAGGAUGACAAUGUCCCAGCCUCUAAUAACGGACAAUUUUCAUUCUACAAUAUGUCGGAGAUGAAUUCACAUGAUGCUCUUCAACUUUUUUGUAAGCGUGCCUUGGGAUGUGCCAAGCCUCCAUAUAAUUACGUGGAUAUUGCAAAUAAGCUAAUCAAUACACUUGGAGGACUUCCAUUGGCUCUCGAUGUUGUAGGUUCCACACUUUGCGGAAAAUCCCAAAAGACAUGGGAAGACGUCCUACAUAAGUUAAAUACUGUGAUGAAUGAGGAUGUGAAGAAGAAGUUGAUGAUAAGCUACGAAGCAUUGGAUGCUAAGCAACAACAUAUUUAUCUUGAUAUUGCAUGUUUCUUCAUUGACAAAAAUAAAACAAUUGCAAUGAAAUAUUGGGACGCGGUCUUUGGGUAUCCUACUGAAAUCAAAGUCAAGACCCUCACAUAUAUGUCUCUAAUACAGAUCAUGGACAAUGAUAUUUUAUGGAUGCACGAUCAACUUAGAGACCUCGGAAGGGAUAUUGUCCACUCGGAAAGCUGCAACAUACAUCUAAGGAGUAGCAGAUUGUGGUCACCUAGGGAUGCCUUCCAUGUAGUGCAUAGAAAAAUGGGAACUGAGAACAUAGUAGGCCUCAAUCUUGGCACACCUAAACCUGACGCAGCAUACAAAUUUAAACGUAAAGAAUUUAAGAGGUUGGUUAACCUUAGGUUCCUUCAAUUGGACCAUGGAAACUUUAAAGGAGACUUUAAAGAUCUUUUCUCAGAGUUAAGAUGGCUCUCUUGGAGCAACUGCCCUUUAGAAUUCCAAGCAACCAACUUUGGGUUGAAGAACCUAGUGGUUGUCAUGCUUUCGGGGAAUAACAUUAACGAAGACUGGGAAGGAUGGUGUCAAAUCAUGGUAGCAAAACAAUUGAAAGUCCUACAACUCGAGGAUUGUCCAUCCCUUAGAAAGACGUGCAAGUUCUACGCAAUCUCGCAAUUGGAGAGAUUGAUUCUUAUAUGCUCUCAACUAAGAAAGAUUGACAAGUCCAUCGGCAAUUUGCAGCAUCUUGAUUACCUAAAAAUAAUGUCUGAAGCUAUUAAGUCACUACCAAAGUCCAUUCGCCGUCUAAAAUCUUUGACAAAGCUAAGAAUAGAAGCUAAAAUAAUCUCAGUUUUGCCUCACUCAAUUGGCAAUUUAGUGAAGCUGAAGCAUCUAAUCUUGAAUUGUCAGGAACUUCAAAAGCUUCCCGACUCUAUUGGAAAAUUGGAGUCACUACUUAAGCUAAGUGUCAAAUGUUCAAAAAUCCGGGAAUUACCUUAUACUAUUGGAAAUUUAGAAAGGUUAAGAGUUUUACGCAUCUCAGUUUGCGAGCUAGAAAAGCUACCAUACUCAAUUGGGAGGCUCCAAUCAUUGGUCAAGUUGGAUUUGAGCUUUUCAAGAAUUAGGAGCUUACCUGAUUGCAUUGGAAAUCUCAAAAAGUUGAAGAUACUAGAUUUGAAUUCUAGCCACAUAAGUGAACUUUCGAAAACCAUAGGAAUGUUGGAAAAUCUAGAAGAGUUACAUGCUCAAUUUGUACAUCUAAUGGGGGAAAUUCCAAGUGAAAUUGGGGCACUAUCCUCAUUGAAAAUUCUAGAAUUAUCCUAUGGCUGCUUUAGUGGAUUGCCGACAACCAUCAAUCAGCUUACAAAUCUGCAAGAACUUAAUUUAGAGGGCUGUAAUUCAAUCCAACAGCUGCCGGAGCUUCCCAAGAGUCUCACGUGUUUAGCCUUUUCAGCAAAUUCGUUGACCACGAUCCCUGACUGCUCAAACCUAACCAAUUUAGUUGACCUUGAGAUAAUCGGAACAUCAAUCCAAGAACCUAACAUAGAGGGCAUUGUGAGACUACCUACUCUGUGGCAUUUGACUUUGUGCAUCGGAAAAAUGGCCUUGCCCGAUUUUAGUUCCCUCUCUCAUUUACGAAGUCUCUCCAUAAGUUGUGCUGAGCCCCAAUCUCUUAUCGGACUCCCAUCUAGCCUUCAAGUGUUAAAUUUAUACAAUGUGCAAUCACCAAUAGAUUGGUCAGUCUUUUCCAACUUGGAGAAUUUGUCGAAGCUGUUUGUUUAUGGAUAUUCACUAGGAGAGAUUUGAUUCGAGGUGCUUGGAGAGCUACGGAAAUUCAAUGAAUUGUUGAUGGAAGACUGUCCAUUGUUGAAGACGUUAUCCAUUCUAACUAGCCUGAAGAAGAUCCAGAGUUUGUCCCUGCGCCAAUUGCCUCUGCUAACUGAGAUUCAGGGUUUAGGAGAAUUGAAAUCAUUGCGGGCUUUGUUUAUCUCAGGCUGCAAUUCUGUCAAAAGCUUAAGCGAAUCUGAUCGUUAUAAUCUACAGAAUCUGAAAAGUUUGAUGUUCUAUGGAUGUGAAUCAUUGGAGAGUGUGUUGGGUGUGCCAAAAUCUUGUCAACUCAUGGUUGGUGCUUGCCCGAGGUUCAAUAGAGAUGGAUAAGAUACGUAUCA